Sphaeroforma arctica JP610 is the source of this 734-nucleotide messenger RNA. RefSeq lists its product as hypothetical. NCBI's taxonomy places the organism in Eukaryota, Ichthyosporea, Ichthyophonida. The record is from RefSeq and is a predicted model, not a curated record. Bases 238 to 708 code for a protein of 156 amino acids. The transcript is spliced from 2 exons.
GUAAUGCACGCCGAGCACCUUCGAUGUACUAUGGACGCCGCAGCCGGCCCAUUCUGCCUUUCCUUCGUAAAUGGGAGAUGGAAAAGUCCCAAAAGGAGUUUACACGACUGCCUUCGGAAGCAGCAAAGGUCGCUCAUCUUCUGUAGUUUCUAGAUCAACCUAUACAGAUCAAGCUGGUGGCCGCACUGGACACUGAGUCAGCAGUAACUGAGGUAGAGCGCUGGCUCAUCGCGCAUUAUGGAAGUGCGGCAUAUAUCACAAAGCUCGAGCAUAAAACGGAGCUCCUGGAAGAGGCGCGGAAACUUAACUACGUCCUCACCGACCGAUGCUAGCUUCAAGCUCAUAUUCCUGUCGGACCUAGCCAACCCACACAUUUCUACUCCAGUACGACGUGACCGUGGAGGCGACAUGCUAGUCCAGGCGGCCGAUGGCAAGACCGUAAACGAGUCCUUUCAACUGGAGGAGGCACCAGCCUUGCCACAAGUGAUGUUGGACCCACGGCUUACGGCCAUGCUGUACCAAAAUCAUACUCCCAGACAACCGGCAGCGGUCAAGUGCUGGGAAGCGUGCAACGACAACUACAGACAGGGCAGAUUCUGUGUUCAAGCGACUUCGCCGUUGGGAUGUUGUGGUCAGCACGCGUAUAGGCGAUGGGAUGUUUAUUCACCCAUUAUGAUGACCGCCCGCAAGCACCACAGCAUCGGCUAAUAUACCACAACCAGUGGUUGGUAGGG